Corylus avellana is the source of this 840-nucleotide messenger RNA. RefSeq names its product Late embryogenesis abundant (LEA) hydroxyproline-rich glycoprotein family. The record is from RefSeq and is a predicted model, not a curated record. Lineage: Eukaryota; Viridiplantae; Streptophyta; Magnoliopsida; Fagales; Betulaceae.
CUACUACCUAACUUUAUAAAAGCAACUCUUCCAAAACUCCCCCCACACCAACUCCCCCGGCCCACUAAACACAAUCCCUCCUCCCCUUCCGAUCUCUAGCCAUGGUGGAGAAGGAGCAAGUCAGGCCACUAGCCCCGGCCACCGACCGCCCGAGCAGCGACGACGAUGAGACUGCCCUACUCGCACGAAAAAUCCGGCGUAAAAGGUGCAUCAAAUGUUGUGGGUACAUCGCAGCCAUCAUGUUGAUCGUAGCCGUGGUGAUCGUGAUCCUAAUAUUCACCGUUUUCCGCGUGAAGGAUCCUAUCAUAAAAAUGAACGGCGUGACAGUCACACGGCUGGAGCUAGCCAACAACACGGCUCCUAAGCCAGGCGCCAACAUGUCCCUGACAGCCGACGUGUCGGUGAAAAAUCCGAACGUGGCAGCCUUCAAAUAUAGCAACACCACCACAACUUUGUUCUACCACGGCACGGUGAUCGGCGAAGCCCGAGGGCCGCCGGGGCAGGCCAAGCCACGGCGAACCAUGCGGAUGAAUAUCACGGUUGAUAUUAUCACCGACAGGCUUCUGUCCAGCCCGAAUUUGCAGGCGGACGUGAGCUCGGGGCUGUUGAACAUGAGCAGCUAUUCCCGAAUACCGGGGCGGGUGAAAAUCUUGAAAAUCAUUAAGAAACAUGUUGUCGUGAAAAUGAAUUGCACCUUUACGGUUAAUAUUUCGAGCCAGGCUAUUCAAGAACAGAAGUGCAAGCGGAAGGUUAGCCUUUAAUAUAUAUAUAUAUAUAUAUAUAGUAAUUAAUUAAGAUAAGGAUAUUGUGUGUUAUAUAUAGACUUAUAGUUUUAUGGGU